Rotaria sp. Silwood2 is the source of this 876-nucleotide messenger RNA. The record is from the annotation of a GenBank genome assembly. Lineage: Eukaryota; Metazoa; Rotifera; Eurotatoria; Philodinida; Philodinidae.
AUGUCAUCAUCAUCAUCAUCAGAAUUGACACUUGAACUAAGUUCCAAAUCUUUCGAUGGUUAUCAAUAUAUUUAUAGUCAUGAUAGUUUAACAGUUGAUUGUAAAAUGAAAUUUGGUGUUUAUGUUCCAUCAGUAGCUGAUAAUGAAAGUGUACCUUUAUUAAUAUUUCUUUCUGGUUUAACUUGUAAUGAACAAAAUUUUAUAAUAAGAUCUGGUGUUCAACGUUUAGCAUCAAAAUAUGGUUUUAUUGUUGCUAAUCCAGAUACAAGUCCUCGUGGUUGUAAUAUCGAAGGUGAUCAUGAUCAAUGGGAUUUUGGUGAAGGCGCUGGAUAUUACGUAGAUGCAACCGAAAGUAAAUGGUCAACAAAUUAUCAAAUGUUUUCGUAUGUUAAUGAUGAAUUUUAUGAAUUAAUUAUAAAAAAUUUUAAUGUUGAUAUUAAUCGUAUAGGAAUUUUCGGACAUAGUAUGGGUGGUCAUGGUGCCUUAAUUAGUUUUUUUAAAUGUCCUUCUCAAUAUAAAUCUGUUUCAGCUUUUGCACCCAUUUGUAAUGUAUCGAAAUGUGAAUGGAGUAGAAAUGCAUUUAUAAAAUUCUUUGGACAAAAUGAAGACCUUUGGAAAGAAUAUGAUGCUUGUGAACUUGUUGCUUUAUAUGAUGGUCCAAUGCCAUAUGCACCGGUUUUAAUUGAUCAAGGUUCAAAUGAUCAAUACAAAGAUAAUUAUUUAUAUCCAGAUAAAUUUAUUGAAGCUUGUACAAAUGCUUCAUUUCCAAUACAAUUACGUGAACAAAUUGGUUAUGAACAUGGUUAUUUUUUUAUUAUGACUUUUUUAGAAGAUCAUUUUAAAUAUCAUAAAAACGAAUUUGAACAUGGAAAUUAA